Cyclopterus lumpus (lumpfish) is the source of this 933-nucleotide messenger RNA. RefSeq names its product ATP synthase F1 subunit delta (gene atp5f1d). The transcript has 4 exons. Gene Ontology annotation, molecular function: proton-transporting ATP synthase activity, rotational mechanism. The coding region runs from base 133 to 612 and encodes 159 amino acids. Gene Ontology annotation, biological process: proton motive force-driven ATP synthesis. The record is from RefSeq and is a predicted model, not a curated record. NCBI's taxonomy places the organism in Eukaryota, Metazoa, Chordata, Actinopteri, Perciformes, Cyclopteridae.
AAAGCUUUAUGGGUAGGAUACCAACGUCCUUGUCCUUCCGAGCGCACACCGACUGACUGCCUUCACGCUUUCAGGAUCCCUGUCAUUCCCUUCAACUUUAAAUUUUUUUAAAAAGACAGAUUUUCGGACAAGAUGGCUGCCAGGUUCCUCCGCCGCUCCCUCCCCGUGCUGAGGCAGGCUCGCUCCUACGCCGAGGCCGUCUCCGGCGCCCCGCAGAUGUCCUUCACUUUCGCCUCCCCGACGCAGGUGUUUUUCAACGCGGCCAGCGUGAAACAGGUAGACGUGCCCACGCUCACUGGCGCGUUCGGUAUCCUCCCGGCCCACGUGCCCACCCUGCAGGUGCUCAGGCCCGGUGUCGUGACGGUCUUCGGCGACGACGGCUCCGCUGCCAAAUUCUUUGUGAGCAGUGGGUCAGUAACAGUCAACGCUGAUUCUUCGGUGCAACUGCUAGUUGAGGAGGCUGCAUCUUUGGACCAGCUGGACAUUGCUGCUGCCAAGGCCAACCUGGAGAAGGCCCAGUCCGAAAUGGCCGGCGCGUCUGACGAGGCGGCGAGGGCGGCAAUUCAGAUCAGCAUAGAGGCCAACGAGGCCCUCGUCAAGGCCCUGGAGUAGUAAACCCGCGGUACGACGACUCGGCUCGCUGAGACCCAACGGCAUCAUGACGCAUGCGCUCACGGUUGUUAAUGGAGUUGAAAAUGGAAAUAUUGACAAUAAAUUAUACUUCGUUUUCGUUGUGUUAAGUAGCUCAAACUGAGUCGCUGUGUUUCUUUCCUCCCCCUCCUCCCCCGAACCCCUCCUCUAGGUUAUCUUUAUUGUUUCUUUGAUGGGAAAUUAAUGGUCCAUCUGUGUUUCCAGCUCAGUCACAUCAGUGUCCAGAAGAUUCCAUUCUUGCUUUGUACAGUGGAUGAAUUACAAAAUAAAUUUAUUUGGAAA